Mangifera indica (mango) is the source of this 3309-nucleotide messenger RNA. RefSeq lists its product as uncharacterized. NCBI's taxonomy places the organism in Eukaryota, Viridiplantae, Streptophyta, Magnoliopsida, Sapindales, Anacardiaceae. Bases 648 to 2939 code for a protein of 763 amino acids. The transcript is spliced from 14 exons. The record is from RefSeq and is a predicted model, not a curated record.
AACCAGGUUGAAAUUCACACAAAGCUACAGAAUAUUUUUUAUCAGAAUUCAAGAGGAGGUUAGAACAGCCUCUUCUCAUACGGACAAUUUUGUGAGACGUGGCAACCAUCCAUGGCCGUCCACUCACUCUGAUUCUGAUUGACGUCAAAAAGCCUGAAAGUCUGAAACCACUGGCUGUGCUGUGCCAUACAACGAAAGCAGGCAAAAACAAAUGGUAGCCGUUUGAUGGUAAGAGACUGUUUGCGAUUGCAUGCAUGGAUUGGGGAAGAGUGCCAAGCCAAGGUGGCAGGCAAGAUGUCAAAAAGAGAAGCAAGUAGGUGGGAAGAAGUAUCAGUGAAACGUGGAUGACACGUGAGAUUUGAACCGUGUAAUGUAGCGAUAGAGAGAUCCAACGGCUGUGAAUGGAUGGAUGGAGCAAUGACGCGAAAAAGAAUGGGCGUCUUUUAGAUGCAUUUAAGAAGCUUCGGAUUUUCCGUAUUCUGGGAGUCUCUGACUGUGAGCUUUGAGAGAGACAGAGAAAUUACUGAAUCUCGCAUGAUACAUUUCAAGAGAAAAGAUCUGGAUUCGGGUUUAGUGGCGUUUUGUUGGUUGUUUAGAUCGAUUCAGAGCCGUAGAAGCUAUUUUGAAAAGGAAAAGAAAAAAGGAAAAUGAUCACAGAAAUGGACAGUAGUCGAGACAUGAGACGCGGAGUCAGUCGGUUCUCACGACAACAGAUGAAGCAAUCUGGACAGAGGCUCUGCUCUGCCACUGCUGGUUUGGAUGGUGUUGGUGACGACGACGACUUUGUUUCUUUGGAGAAAUCGAAGAAACAAAGACUCAUUAAAAAAUUAAGUGUUGUUGAUAAAGCCAGUUCAACUUACCAAGACUCUGAAACUGGCUGUAAAAUGUCUUCUGAUAGAGAUAGAAACAAUGAAUUUCCUUCCCAGUCGCAUUCUUUAAUAAGUAAUGGUACUGCCAAGAGUUUUACGUUCCCUAAGAAGCAGUUUUUUGAUGACUACAAUGGCGUUGAUCAUGCAUCUGUUCCCCGUAAGCUGCGGUCAGCUAUGAAGAAGCGACAUCGCAAAUCUAUCUCUCGAUCUUUGCCAGAUUCAAAGAAGCUGAACCAUACAAUGGGUGGAGUUGUAUCACCCAAAAAGAAUGGCUUGAAGAAGUCCAAACUGAACAUGAAACAAGGUGGCUUGGACUGGACCACAAAGCAGGCUUUGGGGUCAAUCACUAAAGACGAGGAAGAAGUUGUGGAGACCUUAUAUGCUUUGGCAGAAAUGUUCUCUGACAAUGACACCACUGAUAAGAAUAAAUUGGAGAAUUCCCCUUCGGAAGCAAAACAUCCAGCUUUGCCAGAAUGUAGGGAGAGCCCUACAACUGCAUUUGAAGUUUCAACAGAGGACUUGAGCUCAACCUGCCCCAUGAGAACUUCUGAGGCUGCUCCUUCUGCUAAUCUAGAAACGUUGCUUAAAGAAACUGCUAAAAUCAAUUCUUUGGACAAACCCACUAUUGAAGAAAAAUCUGUUUCACAUGACAAUGAAAUUUUCCCUAUGAAAUCAGAUACCUGUGUUCCUCAAGUGAAUCUAUGUAGUAUGAUGCCUUCGUUGGCUAAGACUUCUUAUAAUGAUGAUAAGCCAUCAUGUGAUUGUGAAAAGUUGCAUGUUCUGACUGAAAUAAGUUGUGAUUCAGGUAGAUCAAAGCAGUCUGUUCAAAGGGAUGCAUCACAGCUCACAAUGGGGGCUGCGGUCAGUGGAAGUCAAUUUGAACAACAAGAUAUGGUCAUGGAUUCCAGAAAAAAGAGCCUAGCAUUGUGGCCUGGAUUGUCACCGAUAGUGGUUCCUUGUUCUGGCUGUCCUGGUUCUUCUUUGCAGUCCUCUACUGCAAAUGAUCCAGCUUGGCUAGAUGCAGCCAUAUGUGUCUCCAACCCAUGUUCAUUUGGCAUUGGACCUUUAUAUGGAAAGGUUUCUAAAGGGACCACUCGUAGGUUGCUGAAGAGGUGCGCAGCUCAUGUCUACAUCACUCAUCUUAUUCAGGAUCUAAAAAUACCUGAGAAGAAACAAAUAUUGUCUUUACAGCCUAAUCAAGUGAAAUUGCAACAUGAAAAUCAAAAGCCAGGGUUAUUUAAGGCUAUUAAUGACUUUGAAAGGGUGGAUAAAGGUGCAAAUGGAGUUCUAUUGACCAACAAUGCAACUUGUAAUACUACUGAAAGAGAUGCAAAUGAUGCUACAAGUGGUAUUCUUCAGCAGAAGAGGCUUUAUCAAGAUCAGCCUCAGAAUACUGAAGCAUCUCGAGCAAACACUUUGCAGAAGCAGAGUUUCAAUUUCUUGUCUUUGUCAGCUGGAAGCGUUGGAGUAGAAGCUAAUAACAGCUUUAACGGAGCUGGAAACAAUGGAUUAGAGCCAUCAUCACAGUUUCAAGUUUCUUAUCUUCAUUCGCAAGCGCAGCACAAAUUCAUACCUCUUUCUAUGUCACAAACUCGCUAUACCUCAUCUGUUUACCCAGACCACAUUUCUGCAUCUACAUCCACACAGCAGUUACCUCCGUAUCUCAGCAGCCCUUAUCCUGGCCUACACCAUACAAGUUCUUCCACACUCUUGACAAAGCAACGGCAUCAACAACAGGUUUGGGUGGCAGAGCUAGCUGCCCAAUACAGACCUGGGGUAACUUGUACAGCAAUGAACCAAUUUCCAAGCUGGCUAAAUGGGAGAGAGGAUCCUAACUUGAUUCCAUGCCUCCAGUCGGUUUCAUCAUUAGAAGUGGUUGGUCCCAAGUAUGGUUCAAUUCCUCAACAACAACAUCAGCCACAGUUGGUGGCCAUUGCUUCGUCUUUACCACCACUUCCAAGGGUGAAAAGGCUUGACCGCCAUCUCCCAUCAGUUUAUGAAGAAAUGGAAGGAGGGUUUCACACAAGUGGUGCAUUACCUUUGCAAUUACUCUGCAAUGAACGCCUAUAGAUCCGGGUGAAAGGUAGUAACUGUUAUUUAUUCUUUUCCUUCCUACAUGGGAACUUUGACUCAAGAGUAUUGUUGAUUAGUUUAUACGCGCCAUCAAGUGAAUUGUUAGGUAAAGCAUCCAAAGAGUGGGCAAAAGAGCUUGAGACCCAUUAAUAGUCAUAGCUGGUGCUCAAUUAUGAUAAAAUUGUGAUUAUAAUCAGCUUAUAAGAAGGAUGUAGGAAGAUUAUUUGUGUAUAUGUUUAUGCUUCCCGCGAAAGGAAUAUCCGCAUGUACAUUCAAAAGUCUCUGUUAAACUUUUUAUGCAUAUUCACACACUUACAGAAAACACGAUGUACAUUAGUAAGAAAACAAUAAACGUAACAUUAAUUCA